CUUAGUUCUCAAGUUAAAAGGAGAAAAACUGUUCAGCCUUGCGUGAAAAUGGAAACAGAAAGCUAAGAACUUUGAUGGGAGGAGCCUUAAAAUCCUCUGUUAAUUUUACCCCUUUCCUUCCCAAAAUUUAGCAGCCAGUUGAACAGCAAGAGCUAGUCAAGUGUCCAAGUGACACUAGCCAGUGACACUCUUUCCUUAUUAUCUUUCAAAACCUCUUCUGUCCCAUCAUUAAUAAAUGAAGAGCUUUACCUGAUAUAUUUUUCCACCUUCACAAGACAAAUAGUCAACCUUGAAGCUUUGACUCAAGGAGUAGUCUGCUGUGGAAAGAUUUCAGUGAGGCUGAUCCCAAAGUUGUGAGAUGGAGAGUAAAUACAAGGAAAUCCUGUUAUUGACUGGCCUGGAUAAUGUCACUGAUGAGGAACUGGGUCGAUUUAAGUUCUUACUUCCAGAUGAGUUUAAAAUCCCCACAGCAGAACUAAAAAAUGCCAAUAGGACGGAGUUAGCGAACUUGAUGAUUCAAAACGUUGGUGUAGUCUCUGCGAUGAAGACGACCAUAUGUAUUUUCCAGAAGCUGAAAUAUAUGCAGCUGGCAAAAACUCUUCAGGAAGAGAAGGAGAAAGUCGAUAAGAAAUACAACGAGAAAAAAGAAACAAAGCUAGUGAAAAAGAAAAGUCAAACUGAAAUGAGCCCUGGUGCCUCUGCAGCUCCCAGAAAUAGUGGCAUGGAGCAACACACUGUACCUUCUUUACUCAAGCUGUUGUCUUUCUUCUGUUGUCUUCAACCUGAGCAGAAACAGAUCGUGGCCCAGCAGGAAUCUGUCAGGGAAGAAGGGUUGCAGAAAGGCCCUAUGACCAUCAUGGUGCUGAAAGCAAUGAAGCUGUUCAAAUUUGAGACCCGAGAAGGGGAGCAAGAGAUGUUUCAUGCUACGGUGGCUACUGAGAGUGAAUUCUUUUUUGUAAAAGUUUUCAACAAAGAGCUAAAAGAUAAAUUCAUUCCAAAGAAAAUAAUUAUAAUAUCCAAAUAUUAUUGGCGCACUCAUUUCCUGGAAGUGAAUAGUGCCUCACUUGUGGUUGAUGCCAGAUCUGACCAACAGAUCAGUGUCCCACAGCACAUUAUCAAAAAAGCUGGUAAAACCCCAGCCAUCAAUGAGCUUCAAACUCAGCCCCUUGGAACAAUUGUGAAUGGGCUGUUUGUAGUCCAGAAGAAAACAGAACGGAAGACUCGUAUAUUAUUGGAAGUAAACGACAAGACAGGGAGGAUGGAAGUAUUGGUGCUUGGAAAACAGAAUAAAAUCGAAUGUGAAGAAGGGGAUAAACUUCGCCUUACGUUCUUUGAGAUAUCAAAAACUGGAGAAAAACUACAGGUGAAAUCUGGAAUUCACAGUUCCUUUAAGGUUAUUAAGGCAAAAAAACUGAAAUGA
Ceratotherium simum simum (southern white rhinoceros) is the source of this 1420-nucleotide messenger RNA. NCBI's taxonomy places the organism in Eukaryota, Metazoa, Chordata, Mammalia, Perissodactyla, Rhinocerotidae. The record is from RefSeq and is a predicted model, not a curated record.